Myotis myotis is the source of this 818-nucleotide messenger RNA. It is a transcript of the gene CUNH20orf202, whose product is annotated as chromosome unknown C20orf202 homolog. Lineage: Eukaryota; Metazoa; Chordata; Mammalia; Chiroptera; Vespertilionidae. The transcript is spliced from 4 exons. The coding region runs from base 1 to 690 and encodes 229 amino acids. The record is from RefSeq and is a predicted model, not a curated record.
AUGCUCCUCGUUUUGGGCGCCCAGGCCAAGUCCAAAGAGAAGUUUGGUCUGAAGGUCAUGGGCUCCUGGGAAGACUCGGUGGCCGCCAGCGUGGCCUCAGGGCUGGCUUGUCAGGGACUUCGAGGGGAAGCUAGCGGCAACACCUCACUCCAGAGCGAAUCCCAGCGCUGCCGCUCACAGCUGUGUGGCCUUGUGCAAAAGGCUCCCCUCGCAGAGCUCAGUUUCCUCAUCUGCCAAGUGGACGUCCCACUUCCUGGUCUCAUUAACUUCAUCCUCGGUGAUUUGGCCAGACUCUGCUUCCAGCCUGAAGCAGGCAGGAGACUGUGCAAGUCAACGGUCCGCCAGGCCCAUCACCAGGCCAGCGUCAAGGUCUCUCCCAAGGACACUGAGAUGAAAACAGCAGAAGAGCCAACCCCGAGUCUUGGGCAGACCCUGGAGUGGCUGAGGAAGGAACUGGCCGAGAUGCAGAUCCAAGACCAGAAGCUCCUGCUCACACUGAGGCAUCUUCGCAGUGUCCUGGAGGAGCUGCGUUCCGAGAGUGCCCACUGGGAGGAUGCCGUGUCCAGCAGAGGGACAUCGCCCAUCAGAGCUCGAGCAGGCUCCGAAGGCCGGGGUCACCAGCCCGUGUCAUCCAGGCGGCUGGCCCAGCUCCUCCAAGGGGUAGAUGGCCGGCGAAGCUCCCUCCCCUAACUGGUCAGAGAUGACCCUGGGCUUGAACCCCCCACCACUAAUCUAAGUUUUGUGAUGCUGUUGGGGUGGGGGACACUGGGAUGGGAGUCAAGAAGUCCCUAGGUUCACCUCUGUCCUCAUCUACUAAA